This is a messenger RNA of Phragmites australis (common reed), 1842 nucleotides long. Its product is annotated as zinc finger CCCH domain-containing protein 8-like. Bases 151 to 1707 code for a protein of 518 amino acids. The record is from RefSeq and is a predicted model, not a curated record. The transcript has 12 exons. Lineage: Eukaryota; Viridiplantae; Streptophyta; Magnoliopsida; Poales; Poaceae. Gene Ontology annotation, molecular function: mRNA binding; metal ion binding.
GAGUGUUGCGUGCGCACACCCAAAUAAAGAACGAGGUAUUAUGAGGCUUCUAGACAAUUUGCUUUCCAAAUAAAGCCUCCCCACCAUCCGAGCGGCGGCCUCCUCCCCCCUACCGCGGCCCGCUCGCGAGCGAAACCCUAGCCGCCGGCGAUGUCGGACCCCUUGUACCCGUACAUAGGCGGCGGAUUUCCGGGAAGCGACGGCGGGCCGCGGCGGCGGCGGUACUCGGACUUCGAGGUCGACCUCAUCGCGGCCCGCUACACCGGGGUCCCGCCGCCCUACGCUUCCCCCGCCGACGUCGGCUACUUCGACGCGCAGGUCGGCGCGAGGAGAUCCGCAGAAGUUCUCUAUCACCAAUCUUUUAUGGGAAGUCAUAGUACUAUUGGCCAGAGUGAGGCUUUAUAUUCAUCAGAUACUAUGGUCAAACGCCCUAGGCUUGAAAGCAGCCUUCCUAUAUAUCCACAGCGACCAGGGGCAAGGGACUGUGCCUUCUAUAUGAGGACCAGAACUUGUAGGUAUGGAGAGGCCUGCAAAUUUGACCAUCCACAAUGGGUUCCAGAGGGUGGGGUUCCAAAUUGGAAAGAGGUUCCAAACAUUGAAGACUCUUAUCCUGAGCGACCAGGGGAACCAGAUUGUCCUUAUUUCAUAAAGACUGGUAAAUGUAAGUUUAAAUCUAACUGCAAGUUCAAUCAUCCAAAGGAAAAGGUGAAUGCAUUAGAGGCUGGAACAGACAAUGAAUCUCUAAUUGCUGACAGCGCUAUCUUACCAGUGAGGCCUUCUGAGCCACUUUGUUCAUGUGCUUCUCUACUUCAGUUCUAUGCAAAAACAGGCAAAUGCAGAUUUGGUGCAAAAUGCAAGUUCAAUCAUCCAAAAGAUAUUGAGAUACCACCUUUCAGUGGAAAGGAAACCAUAUAUACAGCAACCGAUGCAGCAGCACACAAUGUUGCGGCAGAUGGUUCAGUUCCAGCAAAGAAGCAUGCACAAGCUGCCCCUGCUGAAGCGCAUAACGCAAAGGGGCUUCCUAUAAGACCAGGUGAAGUUGAUUGCUCAUUUUAUAUGAAGACAGGCAGCUGCAUGUAUGGUUCUGUAUGCCGCUACAACCAUCCUGAUCGUCCAGUUGUAGAUAUAGCAUUGAUGGCUCCAGUGGUUCAAAGUAUUCUUCCUACUGCAGCACCCGCUGUCCCUGCGGCAGUGCUAAAUCCAGUUUCAAGUUUUCUGCAAAGCUUUGAUAUUCAUGCGACCCACGUGCCGGUUGAACCUGAGCCAAUCAUCUAUCCUCAGAGACCUGGAGAAACUGUUUGUGAUUUCUACAUGAAGACAGGAUAUUGCAAAUAUUCCGAGAAAUGCAAAUUUCACCAUCCUCAGCAGACUGUGACGCUUACUCUUGCUGGCCUUCCAAGGAGAGAGGAAUUCAACAACGAGCACAACAACGGUGUAUGUGGAUUUCAACAUCUCCAGCACAACACACGAUGUCGUCAUGACCCACGUCUUCAUCACACUCAUCGUUGGGUCUACCUCCUUCACCUAUAUCAAUGGCGAUGCAAUCAUCUACAUGCUCCUUUGAUUCCAGGCCACCGACAUUAUCAUCAAUACAAGGCGAAUAGAGUUCUUCAUCAACCAUCUUCGGCCCUGCCUCAUCACACCAAAGAGCCGUAUGAGAGCAGAACUUGUUUUUCAAUAUGGGGCUUCCUCGGGUUUCGACCAUAGCCCCUACUUUGCAGCAUACGGAGCUUUCCCCAAUUAGCAGCCUAAGGAUGAGUUGCAAGUGAAUGGGGGGAGAGAUGUCAUGGGUCAAGAUUCAGCCCAUGGUCCAAUAAGACCGGGCGUUUCUUGGUAGUUAAG